AUGGGGACGAAAUCUCUCGAGUUCAAGGUGCGCAAGUUGCAGGCCAACAGCACCACCGAAAAGGACCUUGCAAAGAAACAACCAUCGCGAGUCUAUGUCAACGAGGAGGCUCUGCUCGAGCUGACCGGAUCCAAAGACGGAGGACGGGCAAUUACCAUUGAGAAGAUCGAUAAGAACUCUUCUGAAGACCAGCCCGUGCGACGGGAGGCAACCCUAUGGAAAUCGCCAGAGAGGAUAGACAAGGCCAGUGUCCAGCUGUAUGAUGCCUUUAGAGAUGCAUGCGGCUACCAGGCUGGAGUUCAGGUCAAGGUCACAGUCCAGGAAGGGAAGCUCCCCGAAGCCGAAGAGGUCGUCCUCGAAGAGCUACCUCCCGAGAAGGCUGGCAAAGAUGCAGAGACUGCCGCAUCUAUCGACCCGUCCGAUCUUCCCGGCUGGGAGUUCUUCCUUGCCGGAAGGCUUUCUAUGAUCGAGCAUGUCCACGCUGGUUUGACGUUCAAGAAUCUCUAUGCUAGGGGUCCGCAGAGGUCGUUCGUGGUGGCUUCGGUGAAUGGGCGGCCAACCGGCAACGCGCGCUAUUUGGAUGGCAAGACGAAAGUCAGGAUAGGGGCGCCUUCGCCCGCUGGCCAGGUGGACGGAGUGCCCCAGGGAAAGCUGGAGGUGACAGGUGUUCGUGGACUGGACGCUCAGAUCGAGAAACUCCACGACCUGCUGUCUCAGUUCACCGACCCCUGGGUCUUUAAGGGCAAGCCUAGGUACCGCGGUAUCGCGAUUCACGGCGGUCACGGCACGGGAAAGAGCAUGCUCCUAAACACCAUUGCGGCUACUGGAUGGGGCACAGUCUAUCGCAUCCAGCCCAAGGACAAGCUUGCCGAUAUCCAGGACAUGUUCCAGAAAGCUAGACUUGAACAGCCUAGUAUCAUCCUGAUCGACCAACUAGAAAGGUUAAUCGACAAGGAGAGGAACAACCGCACCUCUGUGAUACAGGCCCUGUGCGAGGCACUGGACACCUUGGGGGCUGACGCCCAGGAAACUGGCGAGAUCCCCAAGGUAGCUGUCGUCGUCACUUGCUUAGAUUACACAACCGACGUCCCCGAGGAUCUCAAGGAUCCUGGGAGGCUCACAGGCGAGGUGUACCUACCACUCCCUGACGUGGAUGGCCGCAAGGAGAUUCUUGCCUCUUUCAACCUGCGCGUAGCGCCCGAGGAAGAAGACGCUCUUCUUCGCAGCCUCAGCGAACGCACACAUGCCUACAACGGCAAGGAUCUCCGGCGUAUCGUCGACGAAGCCGAGUUCAUAGCAAGGACGCGGAUCAACAGGGCAAAGAAGACGACAACACCAACAUCAACCGAGGACGUGAUCAGUCUUGAUGAUCAACCUCCAGCAACAGAAGAAGUAUCAACCCUCCUUGAGUCCAUGCACCUCUCCCCCUCCAACGCCAGCACAACCACCACCCCAACCUCCUACUUCCUCGCCUCCGACUACGAAGAAGCCCUCCGCCUCGUUCGGCCCUCUGCCAUGCACGACGUGAACCUCAAGCCGCCUCCCAUCCACUGGUCUGAUAUCGGCGGGCAAGCCUCCGUCAAGGUUUCUCUCCGACGCGCCGUGCGCAUGUCCACUGAACCCGUCCACGUGUUAUCUCGCUUCUUCGCCCGUCCACCCAAGGGGUUUCUUUUGUAUGGCCCACCAGGUUGCUCCAAAACCAUGGCGGCGCAAGCGAUGGCGACCGAGUCCGGCCUCAAUUUCUUUGCCGUCAAGGGCGCCGAGCUACUCAACAUGUACGUGGGCGAGUCGGAGAGGGCGGUGCGAAGGCUGUUUCAGAGGGCGAGGGAGGUGGCGCCUAGUAUGAUUUUCUUUGAUGAGAUUGACUCUAUUGCGGGGCAGCGGGCCGGUUUUGGGCAUGGCGGAUCCUCAACAUCUGGGGGAAGUAGCAGUGGUCUGAACGUGUUGACGACCUUGCUCAAUGAGAUGGAUGGCUUCGAGGCUUUAACGGGCGUGGUGGUUCUGGCUGCUACCAACAGGCCGCAGGCGCUGGAUCCCGCUUUGCUCCGGCCCGGUCGCUUUGAUGAGCUGAUUUAUGUUAGCCCGCCAGACCAAGAAGCACGCGCGGCGAUAUUUAAGAAGGAGGCGGAGAAGAGGCAGAUGCUGAUCGGUGAGGAGGAGAUCGAAAGGUUGGCGACUAUCACGGACGGGUUCUCGGGCGCAGAGAUUAAGGGGAUCUGCGCGGUGGCGGGAACGAGGGCUUAUGAUCGCUAUCUAAAGCUGGAUUCGGUUGAGGAAGAUACAGCGGUAGGUAUAACGAUGGAGGAUCUGGAGAUGGCGGCUAAGGGGAUGAUGAGGCAGAUUACGCCCGAGAUGAUUAGAGGUUUUGAGCAGUGGGAGAAGCAGUUCAGGAGGUAUUAG
Molecule: messenger RNA, 2400 nt
Organism: Neurospora tetrasperma FGSC 2508
Lineage: Eukaryota; Fungi; Ascomycota; Sordariomycetes; Sordariales; Sordariaceae
Exons: 1
Coding region: 1-2400 (799 amino acids)
Cellular component (GO): cytoplasm
Molecular function (GO): ATP binding; ATP hydrolysis activity
Source: RefSeq, a predicted model, not a curated record